AUGAAAGUAUCGUGGGUUAAAUUAUAUGACAGUCGGCAUAAAACAGUGGAUCGUAGUGUUUGAAGUGAAUUUGGGAAUAUUUCGCUUUUUUUCCUGCCAUUAUUCGGAAACAGUUCACGGCAGCAAUGAGAAAAGCGUUAAUAUUGCUAUCGAUUCUCUUCUUUCUAACAGGAUUUGUUAGAGCAGAAAAUUUGGUGGAAGAAGAUAUUGGAACUGUAGAAAAUGAUUUGAGUGCUAGCCGCGAAGGAUCUCGAACGGAUAAUGAAGUAAUUCAAAGAGAAGAGGAAGCAAUUAAACUUGAUGGAUUAAAUGUGGCUCAAAUUAAAGAACUCAGAGAAAAAGCUGAAAAAUUUACUUUUCAAACCGAAGUCAAUCGUAUUAUGAAACUUAUUAUAAACUCUUUGUAUCGUAACAAAGAUAUUUUUCUAAGAGAGUUGAUAUCUAAUGCAUCUGAUGCAUUAGAUAAAAUAAGAUUGCUGUCACUUACUGAUAAAAAUGUCUUGGAUACUAAUCCAGAAUUAGCAAUUAGAAUAAAAUCUGAUAAAGAAAAUAAAAUAUUAAGUAUAACUGAUUCUGGUAUUGGUAUGGCCAAACAUGAAUUAAUUAAUAAUCUUGGAACCAUUGCUAAAUCAGGAACUGCUGAGUUCUUGGGCAAAAUGCAAGAAACUUCUAAUACUCAAGAUUUGAACGAUAUGAUUGGUCAAUUUGGAGUUGGUUUCUAUUCUGCUUUUUUGGUUUCUCAUACAGUAGUAGUUACUUCUAAGCAUAAUGAAGACAAUCAACAUAUUUGGCAGUCUGAUAGUAGCAGUUACAGCAUUGUAGAAGAUCCCAGGGGGAAUACACUAAAAAGAGGAACUACAGUGAGUUUGCAUUUAAAAGAUGAAGCAUUGGACUUUUUAGAAGAAGAUACAAUUAAAAAUCUUGUAAAGAAAUACUCACAAUUUAUCAAUUUCCCUAUAUAUUUAUGGAGUAGCAAAGUCAUUCAAGUAGAUGAAGAAGAGGAAGAAGAAGAGAAACGAGUAAAAGAAGAUGAAAGUGAAAAAAAAGAUUCCAUUGAAGAUAAAGUGGAUGAGGAGGAGGAUGCAAAAGUAGAAGAUGUGGAGGAAGAAAAGAAAACAAAGAAGGUUGAUAAAACUGUUUGGGACUGGGAAUUGUUAAAUGAUUCUAAACCUAUAUGGACUUUAAAGCCAUCUGAAGUUGAAGAUAAAGAUUAUAAUGAUUUUUAUAAGGUUUUAACAAAAGAUACUCAGGAUCCUUUAGCAAAAAUCCAUUUUGUAGCAGAAGGUGAAGUCACCUUCAAAUCACUUCUUUUUAUUCCUAAAGUUCAGCCAAGUGAUAGUUUUAAUCGUUAUGGCACUAAAGCAGACAAUAUUAAAUUAUAUGUCAGAAGAGUUUUCAUCACAGAUAAAUUUACAGAUAUGAUGCCUAACUAUUUAUCCUUCAUUCGUGGUAUUGUUGAUAGCGAUGACUUACCGUUAAAUGUUUCACGUGAAAACUUACAGCAACAUAAACUCAUUAAGGUAAUCAAAAAGAAAUUGAUUAGAAAAGUAUUAGAUAUGAUCAAAAAAAUCCCUAAGGAAGAUUAUGAAAAAUUCUGGAAAGAAUACAGCACUAAUAUUAAACUGGGUGUGAUUGAAGAUGCUCAAAACAGAGCCAGAUUAUCCAAACUUUUGUUAUUUCAAUCUUCUACACAAAAAGAUUUUACAUCAUUAUCAGAUUAUGUAACCCGAAUGAAAUCUAGUCAACAAUACAUUUAUUAUAUUGCUGGCUCUUCUGAAGAAGAAGUAAAAAAAUCUCCAUUUGUAGAAAGAUUAGAUAAAAAGGGCUAUGAAGUUCUAUAUCUUACUGAAGCAGUUGAUGAAUAUGCUAUUUCUGCUCUUCCUGAAUUCGAUGGUAAAAAGUUCCAGAACGUAGCUAAAGAAGGAUUUUCGCUUGAUGAAGGCGAAAAGGCUAAAGAAAGAAUGGAGCAAUUGAAAACUACUUUUGAACCAUUGGUUAAAUGGCUGAAUGAUGUUUUGAAGGAUCAUAUCAGUAAAGCUCAGGUUUCCGAACGUCUUACAGAUUCUCCAUGUGCUUUGGUUGCUAGUAUGUUUGGAUGGACAGGAAAUAUGGAAAGAUUAGCUAUUUCAAAUGCUCAUCAAAAGACUGAUGAUCCCCAGAAAAAUUAUUAUUUGAAUCAAAAAAAAACUUUAGAGAUCAAUCCAAGACAUCCACUUAUUAGAGAACUUUUACGUAGAGUGGAAGUUGAUACUACUGAUCAGACAGCAAAAGAUAUUGCAUUGAUGAUGUUCAGAACAGCUACUCUUCGGUCAGGAUACAUGCUCAGAGAAACUGCCAGUUUUGCGGAUAGUGUAGAGCAAUUAAUGAGAAAGACUUUAGGCAUUUCUCUAGAUGAAGUUCCUGAAGAGGAAGAAAUACAAGAAGAAGAAUCUGGACCAACAGAAAAACAAGAUUCUGAAAAAAUUAUUGAUAUGGAUGCAAAUGAAGAUGAUCAAGAUGAAGAAAAACAUGAUGAAUUAUAAUUAAAAAUUGUAUCACAUUAGACUAUAAUUUUCUAGUUGUAUGGCUAUACAAUGUAUAGUGAUUGUCAUUGAAAAAGUGCAACUAUUGUUGCAACUAUGUACAGAGUAAAAAAUAGUUAUAUCCUUUGAUGAUGCUUUGCUGCAUCACAUUGUUUUUUUUUUAUAAUAAUAUUGCAACUAUGCAUCAAAGGAUAUGAUAAUUGUGCAAGUAUAGAAAAAAAUAUAUCAUUCAUUAAGUUUGUCAUAAUACUUGUAGACUCAUAAGUUCCAUUUUUGGUAAAAAAAAAUUUAUCCAUAAUUUA
Molecule: messenger RNA, 2824 nt
Organism: Apis mellifera (honey bee)
Lineage: Eukaryota; Metazoa; Arthropoda; Insecta; Hymenoptera; Apidae
Gene: Gp93
Product: endoplasmin
Exons: 4
Coding region: 126-2522 (798 amino acids)
Biological process (GO): protein folding
Molecular function (GO): ATP binding; ATP-dependent protein folding chaperone; ATP hydrolysis activity
Source: RefSeq, a predicted model, not a curated record